UCUCUCUUUCUCUCUCGGGUUUUGCGUCUCUACAACAGUGCGCGCCGCGCCCUCUUUCGCGAGUGUACUCCCCUCUCUCUUUCUGGAACGUUGUUCUCUCUCGACGCCUCAUUGUUGCCCGCUCCACCGUCGUUCGCGUGGCAUUGUUGUUCAUCGUGACUCAUCGUCACUGGCCGGUCCUCUUCGGUGUAGUUGCCGCUGUAACCCCCCAUCCCGGACGAGCCCCCAUAUGUAGGAGUCUAAACGAAAAAUAAGGCACGGAGAUUCGAAAUCCACGAUCCUCGGAUCCACAGUCGACCGCUUUACCUACGCGACCAAUCCCGUAUACCCUACGUUUCGUGUUCUUAUUGGACUCCUUAUUGUUAGGUAUGGGAGGCGCGGAUACUACACUAUUGUCCGCGAGGUCGUACUUUCUCGUGCGCGAAUAGUGGAAGAUUAGGUAGGUCUCGGAAGGUGCAUCGAGAACACGUGGGAACGUAAUUAAUCGGGGAUUUAGUUGGAAAGGCUCUGUACUAACCCUUUGCAGUCGAGAGGUGACUCCCCGUCACCAUUAGGUUUCACGCAGCAAAUCCCUACUGUUUCUUUAUGUUUAAUUUCUUUAGAGCUCGAAGUGUAAAUAAAGUGAUUGUUGGCGAGGUAAAGGUGGAUCUUAUUCUCUAAACUAGAUAGCUUAGAAUUCAUGGCAAUAGAAUGCUAAGAAACAUCUCGAGUGCAAAGGGUUCAUAAGCCUCCUCUGCUUGCAGAAAUCUCGGGAACAACGUGUUCCCUGCCCUGCCAACCUUGGGACUCUCGGGGUUGCUGCACCUCAAGACCUUCAACAACCCAGCGCUCAGAGAGUUUCCCUCGCCCGAUAGAUUUCCGCGCGUCCAAACGAUGGUGCUCUCGUACGCUUAUCACUGUUGCUCGUUUCUCUCCAUGGAGGUGGAGGACCCGGUGACCAAGUCCUCCGUCCAAGAGUCGAUCUUGUUCCCCACUGACAACGAGUUCGACAUGAGUCUGUGGAACUCGAGCUUUUCCGAUAUAUGGCCGCAGCACAAUAACAUGACCGACAAAUUCGGCUCGCAAAUAAAUGAACUUUGGGCUAACUUUGGUUCAGAUUUUACGUACCCUGGUAACCUGCCCUCAUAUGUUGAGGAUUAUUUUGAAGAGCAGAACAGCCGAGCUACGCUGCCAGCUCAGACACUGCCUUCUCACGUUCAGUGCCUACCUCAACCUGGUCCUUUUCUGCCGUGCCAAGACCUAUUCGACUGGUGGACGCUCCGAUGCGGCGUAUGGGUGGUCUUUCUGCUCGCGAUGCUUGGAAAUGGGACGGUGGUGUUCGUAUUAAUAUUCUCCAGGAGCAAAAUGGACGUCCCGCGAUUUCUGGUUUGCAACUUGGCCGCCGCGGACUUUUUCAUGGGUAUUUAUUUAGGUCUCUUGGCAGUGGUAGACGCCUCCACCCUUGGGGAGUUCCGGAUGUACGCCAUUCCUUGGCAGAUGUCCGCCGGAUGCCAGCUGGCCGGCUUCCUGGGUGUUCUGAGCUCCGAGUUGAGCGUUUACACCCUGGCGGUGAUCACUCUGGAGAGGAACUACGCCAUAACUCACGCGAUGCACUUGAACAAGCGGUUGUCGUUGAAGCACGCGGGCUACAUAAUGACAGUGGGCUGGGGCUUUGCUUUGGCGAUGGCUACUCUGCCUCUGUUCGGUGUCUCGGACUACAGGAAGUUCGCGAUAUGCUUGCCGUUCGAGACGAACGGCGACGCCGCUCUCACGUACGUGAUCUUCCUGAUGCUGAUCAACGGUGUAGCCUUCCUGAUACUGAUGGGAUGCUACCUGAAGAUGUACUGCGCGAUCAGGGGUUCCCAGGCGUGGAACUCGAACGACUCUCGCAUAGCGAAGCGAAUGGCGCUGUUAGUGUUCACGGACUUCCUCUGCUGGUCCCCCAUAGCGUUCUUCUCCCUGACGGCCACCUUCGGAUUGCAGCUGGUCUCCCUGGAACAGGCGAAGGUGUUCGCCGUGUUCGUACUACCGUUGAACUCCUGCUGCAAUCCGUUUCUAUACGCGAUCCUGACCAAGCAGUUCAAGAAGGACUGCGUGCUGAUAUGCAAGGCGAUCGAGGAGUCUAGAGUGACUAGGGGGAUCGGCAGAUGCCGGCACAGUUCAAAUUUCAGCAACCGACAGACCCCGGUGAACACUAACAGCCUGGUGGACAGGUCCUCGCGCGACAAUCAGACGCCCUGCGCGUGCAACGCGAGACUAUUGGAGACCGGACAGUGCUCCGGUUACCGACGAUGGGGCACCAGAAUACUGUGGCCAUGCGCGAAGAACCCUCGGCCGCGUCACGCGCGCAGCGACCAGUACGCUUACCAGAUCGCGGAGAUCCAACAGAAGCAGCACAAAAGAGCCUCCUCGGUCUCCUCCAGCGAGAACUUCUCCUCGUCGAGAUCGGACUCUUGGAGGCAGACCCACCAUUGCGGAAUCCCGUUGCGGCUGCUAGACCCCAAAAGAAGGGCGUCGUCCUGGCUGAUCACCAGGAAACCGUCUCAAGACUCCAAUCUCAGUUCGUCUAGAAACGACUCGUCCGGUUCCGCCACCACUGCUAGCACCAGCACGUGGAGGAUAUCCAGAUCUAGCGCGUCGUUGGAGAUAAACGCGCGGAACACGCCCAGACCGGCCAGGUCGAAGCCAAGACUGACGCGUCAGCUGGCGAUCCAGGAACCAGAACCACCGGGAUCACCUAGCAGACUAGCCGUCAGGCUACUCGCCACGAUACCCUCCGCGGCAGAGACCAGCGAUCAGCAGGACGACGAGAACACGCCACAGAAUUAGAGAUAUUGUGUACGAGUGCGUGUGUGUAUGCCACUGUGUGUAUGUGCGUAUACCUUUCAGGGAUUAGUCGAUCCUGAAGGAUCGUAAGACCGGGUCUCGUUGCUCCUGAACGGUUUCAGUAUUAGAAGAGUGGUAGUUGACGAGUGUGAUCGCAUGCUGGAGCUUUGGAGAAGCAAGGGACAUUGGCGAAGAGAGGAAUGUUGUAUCGUAAAAUUACUCGCGCAUGUUUUCGUAGACGUCGUAGACGGUCCAAGGCCAAGAUAGCGAAAGACCAAUCUACCUUUACUGACCGUCCGUUACACGCGCAGAUAAGCGAUUCGAUUGCACCCUGAGGGUGUAAUCGACGCAUCCAAUAGUCAUAUUUGUUAAAUACUGCCAAUGAUUACAGUGUCUCGGGAAACAAUAGCCUUUCGCAUGACUCGAAUCCGUUGUUUACGAGAGAGUGGUUCUGUAUCUUUGUUUCAGAUACGGUGAAUCCCAUUUUCACGUGACAAAAUCAGCACUGCCAAGUUGCGGGGAAUCCCCAGCACCGAAUAAACAGUGUAAUGAUUCUAAAGUAAUGAUUCUAUUACUUGAGAGAUAAACAAUCGUCACUUGAAAGCGUGAAUCACUGUAAGAGACGAAUCCAAGACGAUGUUUCUCUUUGAAAAAGAAGAUUCCUAGACUGGUCAAUUUUUUUAGUGGGUUUUAGCAUAAAAGAGACCUCGAAGACCGUAGGUUUAAAUCCGUGACAUUGGAACUCGACAUUCUGUAUAGUUUUGGAUUAAGAAUAGAACGAUGAAGUAUUUAUUGAUAAAUUAAAAGGACACACGACGUGUUUGUUUUCUUUCUUUUCGCGAGGAAAUCACUCGGCUCCCGCCGCUGAUGAGCGCUUCUAUCGAAAAACGCGUGAACCGUUCGAGAGGAAAUCUUCUGUCGCUAGAUCAGUAUUCAAGGAGGGAUCCGUUGUAUAAUAUUUCGAUUGUUAAUAGGGUGCGUUUGCGUUAUUAUAAGACUGACGGUUUAUACAAUUCGUCCCGUAAACUUGUAACCGAUUUCUAGCUGAAAAUCGGGUCACGUAACGUACAGGGUGUCCUAUAUAAAAUGUUACAAACUGUUUCCUUGGGAACUAACGAAGCUUAAGGUGGAAGGUGUUGUUAAUUUUUUACUAGAUUCAAUGGACUUCCUUUUUCCUAACAACGACCGUUGUUAGUUUCUAAGAAAACGACUUGUGACAUUUUGUACGACAUACCCUGUAUAUGGUUCGCAACAAGUUCCGCAAUACUAGUAAUAAACGAUUAAUUCUCGAUUAAUUUAUUGAUUAAACGAUGGUUUGUUCGUCGCUACGGUGGUCGAUAAAUUCUCGAGUAAACUGUGAUUACAUUUAACAGAAAUUUGAACAUCUUUUGCUAACCAUUUUAUAUAUCGUAUUGUACAUAGAGUUAUCGCAACGACAUAAAUAUCCGAAAGUUUAUUUAUUACGAAGCGUGGAAAGAUAAUAUUAUACAGAACCGAUGGGGAAUAUCAAACGUUGACUGUAAUCGUUGAACAAAUUACCCAUGACUCAUUUUUCUAACUACCUCUGCAUUGUGAAUACUUAAGGUUUUGAGUCUUAUAUAUUUAUUACAUAACCGAAAGGAUAUGAUUAGUGUAGCUAAGCUCCGGCGAAACAACGUAACAUUAAUUUGUCAUCUAUGAAAGUUACAAUAUCAAUGCAAAACAACUGCCAACAAGUUAACGUACGUAAUUAAUCGUUAGUUUAAUAGACGAUACAGAAUAAUAGUUACUAGGAGUAAUAUCGUUACAAUUACAAGUUUUAAAGUUCAUCUAGAAUGUUAAAAACAAAAGCUAUCGCAAAGGCGAAGCUCUCUGAGAAUUUAUGGACCACCUUAAUAAUCGUGGAGAUAAAAGAUUCGCAAGUGCAGCUAAGUUAAUCGAUUGUUAGGUUACAGUUAGAUCGUUCUAGCCUAAAAAUUAUUAUAAGAUCGUUAUACAGGGUGGCACGAAAACUAUCACCGCCAAAGUGUCCGAGUGUAAGAGAGCUAUUGCGAAACACUAGCGCCAAUAAGAUGUAGCAUAAGUCCUGUCGACGCUACUGUUUCCUUGUAGUCAAUUCUGCAACGUAUAACUUUUCUUUGAAUCUCUUUCUAACUCUUGUCGCUCGUCUGUGGUAUUUCGAUGACCACCCUGUAGUGUGCAAAUGUUUAUACGCGGUAGAGACGCUUAUAGUAUUACCACUUACCGGACUCGUUCUGUUGUUGAAUGCGUUGAUUCGUUUCUUCGCCGUUUUCGUUGUUUUCACAGCAACCGUUGCUGCAUCCAUUUUUUUGAGCGUCGUUUCGCCUGCUCGACGAACGCGAUUUGCGUGUGUGUCCGAACCGAACUAUUUAAUAACGUUUUUCUAAUAAAACUGUGCAUUACGAUAAAA
Hylaeus volcanicus is the source of this 5215-nucleotide messenger RNA. It is a transcript of the gene rk, whose product is annotated as lutropin-choriogonadotropic hormone receptor-like. Gene Ontology annotation, molecular function: protein-hormone receptor activity; G protein-coupled receptor activity. Lineage: Eukaryota; Metazoa; Arthropoda; Insecta; Hymenoptera; Colletidae. The transcript is spliced from 4 exons. The coding region runs from base 874 to 2808 and encodes 644 amino acids. Gene Ontology annotation, cellular component: membrane. Gene Ontology annotation, biological process: G protein-coupled receptor signaling pathway. The record is from RefSeq and is a predicted model, not a curated record.